UUCUCUAGUAAUAGAGCGCUAGUGGCGCUAGCUUUCUUCUGGUCGGUUUCCUUCGCGCCCCUUGCGCGUCCCGACAAACCGCGCGUGUCGCAUUGGUGACUGCGAGCGGCUGCAUCACGCGCAAACGCGGCGCUGUGUGGUCCGUGCAUAUCGGUGAAAUGUGAGGAGCGAUUCGCUAAUCGGGCUGGGGCCGCGCGCCCGAUAAACGCGUCGCGCUGCCAUGCACGACGGCUCGAUGCGCGUGCCCUCGAAGUGCGUCUUGGCGCUGCUCGUGGGCGCCGUCCUCGUCGCCGUGUACGUGCUGCUGCCCGGUAGGAGGAGCAGCGCGAGGCUCUCGUCGCCGGCCGCACCCCCCGUCAUCCUCAUGUGGACGCCUUUCUUCCGCGACCAGGUGUGGAGCGCGGAACUUAAGCCCUCCGCGUGCGGCGGCGAGCCGCCCUGCGUGCGCACGUCGAACCGCAGCGCACUGAGCGCGAGCGCGCUGGUUGUAUUCCACCUUCGCGAUGUGCGCGUCGACGACUUGCCACCGGAGCGACCGCGCGGCCAGCGCUGGGCGCUCUUCACUCACGAGUCGCCCGCCUACGAGUCGUGGCUGCCGGACGCCCUGCGGAGCGCCAUGAACUGGACGGCCACGUACCGCUCCGACUCGGACGUCAACGUGCUGCCCUGGUUGCAGAAGGUGGCCCGCCCACCGCUGCCGACGCGCAACUGGUGGGCCAACAAGACCCGCCAGGCCCUGUGGUUAGUGAGCAACUGCAAGACGUUCAGCAACCGCGAGGGUUUCGUCCGGGAACUCUCCAAGUUCAUCCAGGUGGACGUGGUGGGUGCGUGCGGCGCCAAGGGCGGCCCCUCGUGCUUGCCCAAGAUGGCGGAGCGCUGCUACCGCCAGGCGUCCAAGACCUACUACUUCUACCUGUCCCUGGAGAACUCCAUCUGCACCGACUACGUCACCGAGAAGUUCUUCAAUGCGCUCAACUGGGGCAUGGUGCCCGUGGUGCUGGGCGGAGCCAACUACAGCCGCAUAGCGCCGCCCGGUUCCUACAUCGACGCCCUGGCCUUCCGGAACGUGCGCCAGCUCGCCGACCACAUGAAGCUCGUGGCCUCGGACAUGCGCCUGUACAACAGCUACCACGCGUGGAGGCAAAACUACUCGUACGCCUGGGAGGACUUCGGGUGCGGCUUCUGUAGAAUGCUGCACAACUCGUCUGCGCCGGUGAAAGCGUACAGCGAUUUCAAUGAGUGGUGGUUCAAUCAAGCUCGCUGUUAUACGUGGAAGAAAACGUUUAGGUAUGGCAACGUUGGGGGCUAGUGCGGACCAACGUUACUUGAUUAGGAACCUAAUCUAGUAACUUUGGCGCGGACUAUAGCGAAACUUGCGUUAUUGAAUGAGCCUCGGUAAACCCAGAACAAAUUUUCGAAUCGAGUCGGAGCAGGUAUUUUUGAUGCGCUUCCCAGAUAAAGGAAAAGUAUAAAGAUAUCGUACAGUCGGUUUGGCAAAAAGAAAAAAUAUAUAAAUAAGGGGGUGUGGGCUUAUUUACAU
Rhipicephalus sanguineus (brown dog tick) is the source of this 1540-nucleotide messenger RNA. Its product is annotated as alpha-(1,3)-fucosyltransferase C. The coding region runs from base 221 to 1309 and encodes 362 amino acids. Gene Ontology annotation, molecular function: alpha-(1->3)-fucosyltransferase activity. The record is from RefSeq and is a predicted model, not a curated record. The transcript has a single exon. Lineage: Eukaryota; Metazoa; Arthropoda; Arachnida; Ixodida; Ixodidae. Gene Ontology annotation, cellular component: membrane.